Molecule: messenger RNA, 252 nt
Organism: Hyaloscypha bicolor E
Lineage: Eukaryota; Fungi; Ascomycota; Leotiomycetes; Helotiales; Hyaloscyphaceae
Exons: 1
Source: RefSeq, a predicted model, not a curated record
AUAUGCGACUAUACACAAGUCGAAUUCUAUUGCGACCACAUCCGCUACACAGUUCGAGCAUGGUGUACUAACUACGAGACAACCUAUAAACGCUGCCCCUCUAGUGUUGUGGCGAUCGAGUUUAGGUACGUUGAAAUCAAUUCGCAGGUAUCUAAUACACCAAAUAAGAAACACAGAGAUGAAUACUGCGGUGAUUGCCGUGCCCUAGUAAUCAAUCCCUCGUGGACGAAGAAUUCUCGGAUCCAAACUUAA